Oryza brachyantha (malo sina) is the source of this 1110-nucleotide messenger RNA. RefSeq names its product putative NAC domain-containing protein 94. The record is from RefSeq and is a predicted model, not a curated record. Lineage: Eukaryota; Viridiplantae; Streptophyta; Magnoliopsida; Poales; Poaceae. Bases 1 to 1110 code for a protein of 369 amino acids. Gene Ontology annotation, molecular function: DNA binding. The transcript has 3 exons. Gene Ontology annotation, biological process: regulation of DNA-templated transcription.
AUGAAGGACAAGAGGUUAGAAAGGAUUAUCAAGGAGAGUGGCAGCCCAGGCUCUGCAGGAACAGGAUCAGCAGCUUUAGCAGGUGUAGAAGAAGAUUUGCAGGAUGAUGAUUUGGUGUUUCCAGGGUUUCGAUUUCAUCCGACGGAUCAAGAGCUGGUGCGUUUCUAUCUGACGAGGAAGGUGGAGAAGAAGCCUUUCAGUAUCGACAUCAUCAAGGAGCUCGAUAUCUACAAGCAUGACCCUUGGGAUCUUCCAAAGGCGAGCCAUGGCGUGGUGCUGCAGGGAUCGUCGUCGACGACGGAGAAGGAGUGCCGCUACUUCUUCUGCCUGCGAGGGAGGAAGUACAGGAACAGCAUCCGCCCCAACCGCGUCACCGGCUCCGGCUUCUGGAAGGCCACCGGCAUCGACAAGCCCAUCUUCUCGCUCACCGGCGCCGGCGGCGACUGCAUUGGUCUCAAGAAGUCGCUCGUCUACUACCGCGGCAGCGCCGGCAGGGGCACCAAGACCGACUGGAUGAUGCACGAGUUCCGCCUCCCCUCCUCCUCGCCGGCGCCCGAUCACCCCGCCGCCGCUAAUGCCAACCUCCAAGACGCAGAGAUAUGGACGAUCUGCCGGAUCUUCAAGAGGAGCACGUCGUACACCAAGGGCAGGGCGGCCGCCGCCUCCAUGAACAAGCGAAGCCACCAUCACCAGCUUCAGCAUAUGCAGCACAUUCAGCAGCAGCAGCACUACUACCACCAUGACCACUACCGUCGCCACUACGCCUCCAUGGCGGCGGCCACCAACAGCGUCGCCGUCGAGUCGUCGGACGCCGAGACGACGAGGUCUCAGCUGCCUCAGCCUUACUGUCAUGUCGACCUUGCUGAUAUUCGUCAUCACCGGCAGUCGGCGCCGUUCAUGCUCGACUUCCAUGCUGGGGCGUCGUCGUCGUCGUCGGUUGGGUUCACGGAUCAGUCGACGGUGACGGCGGCGGCGCAGCCGGCGCUGUCGUCGACGGGGUGGAGCGAGCUGGUGAGCCUCAGGGAUGGCGGCGGGAGCAGCGGAAACAGUAGCUGGGAUGAGUUGGGGAGGAUCAUGGAGAUCUCCACGAAUUCUCCUAAUUACAUGUAA